GCGAAGAUGUGGAGACUUCGAAACCUGCUCUUCACCCUCUGCAUUGCUCUGGGAUGUGUGACCAGUGCAGGAGGGGUGAUACUUGUGACUGGAUAUGUGGGGGGGAAGGUAAAUGUUUCCUGCACGUAUGGUCACGGUUAUGAGUCUUAUGAGAAGUACCUGUGUAAGGAUGUCUGUGGUGACAAUGAUGUUCUUAUUACAACAUCACAACAAAAAAACCCCAAAUACUCAGCCUGUGAUGACAAAAAGGCACGAACCUUCACAGUGACCGUCUCUGAUCUUACAUCUGAGGACGCUGGGAAAUACUGGUGUGGAGUGACCAGAACGGGACAAGAUAUCUACACUGAAGUGAAGCUGAAAUUAGCACCAGACAGCUGCUGUAACACUGUGACCAUAAUCCAAAGUUAUGAGGGAUAUUCAGGGGACAUCAUUUGUUCGUAUGAGCCUCGGUACCAGAACUACCUCAAGUACAUCUGCAGAGGAAAGCGGUCCUCCACGUGUCUGCAACAGGCACUAAUCACCUCUGACAACAAACAAAAUGGUAGAAUCAAAUUUAAUGAUGAUAAGAGGUCAGGAAAAUUCACAAUGACCAUCACCAGUUUGGCCCAAAGUGAUUCAGGAACAUACCUCUGUGGUGUCCAAAAAAACUCUGUCCUGGAUGUUUUUUCUGCUGUUGAACUGAACGUCAAAGAGUGGUGCUGUGUCAAGUCAAAAACAGCAAGUGGGACUGCAGGAUAUCCACUAACAUUUCAGUGCCCUUAUCCUUCACAACAUUAUGAUAAUAGCAAGUUUCUCUGCAAAGGAGACCACCGCAACAAUUGUACAAAUGUGACGAGUCAAAGCAGAUUCACAGUGCAAGAUGAUGGUUUUUCCCACUUUUUCUUGGUGAUUAUCGCAGAGCUGGAAACAGCUGAUGCUGGGACAUACUGGUGUGGGUCAGACUCACAGUGGAGAGUUGAAAACUACACUAAGGUUGAGCUGUCAGUGGGUAAGGUGAACAACCAUUUACAUGACAGCAAAAUUAAUAGAGCUGAAAGUUCCAUCUUUGUUUGGACCCCACUAAACAUGGGACUGUGGUUUAUGGUUUAGUUAUCUGACAUGAUCAAAUAAUUGCAAAACCAGCAGCACCGUGCGUCACACAAUUUGCAAGCAAUCUGCCAAAAUUAGGACUACUGAGAACACCACUUACUUAUACUUAGACAUAUCACUUCCCAAAUCUUUUGCUGGCUUCAGUGUGUGUGUGUGUGUGUGUGUGUGUGUGUGUGUGUGUGUGUGUG
Molecule: messenger RNA, 1277 nt
Organism: Pundamilia nyererei
Lineage: Eukaryota; Metazoa; Chordata; Actinopteri; Cichliformes; Cichlidae
Product: polymeric immunoglobulin receptor-like
Exons: 4
Coding region: 7-1089 (360 amino acids)
Cellular component (GO): plasma membrane
Molecular function (GO): transmembrane signaling receptor activity
Source: RefSeq, a predicted model, not a curated record